CAAUCAGAGGUUCUCUUCAAGAAAAUGGCGUCCACAAACCAAGCUGUGUCGAAAGAUGAGAAAUCAUUCUCAUUUAAGAUUGGAAAAUCAAAGAAAACAUCAGCUCUUUCGUUAGAAAAUCACAAUUCUACUUUUAAAGAAAAGAAAGAAGAUCAGGAUGAUGUAGAUUAUGUCGUUUCAGCCGAAGGAAAGCAAUUUAAAAGUGUGAAACCAAAAGAGGAGAAAAAGAAACUUAUAAUUCCACUGUCAGGCAGUGACUUUAUUGGUAAAUCAGAAGAUCAAGAAGCUGCUAAAGAAAUUCUCAGAGACCUUGACGAUGACAUCAAAGCAGAGUCAAACAGCAAAAGUGCUGCUAUACCACUAUUGAUGAGAAGCAAACUGCCAGUGAAAUUAGGAGACAAUGAUGGUGAAAAGUUAGAUGUCUCUUUAAUGCCAAGUGAGAGUACUAGAGAUGAUUAUGAAGAUAUACCAGUCACUGCUUUUGGGGCAGCAAUGCUACGAGGAAUGGGUUGGAGGGAAGGAGAAGCCAUUGGACUGACAAAUAAAGGUCUUUCAGAGCCAAUCGAGUUUAUACCAAGACACAAAGGAUUGGGUUUGGGAGCGGAGAAAAGACAGGAGGAAAUGAAAGCAAAAAGGAGGAAAUUGGGCGAAUCUACUGACCCUAAGCGAAAUGGUCCAAUUGUAGAAAAGGAUGGAAAAGUUAGGCAUUAUAAGGGUGUGGGAGAAACAGUAUACCAACACCCGCAAGGAUUUGCCAAGGGUGCAUACUGUCUCGUGGAAAAAGGUCCUCACAAAGGAUUAUAUGGCGUGAUCGUAGCAAUUGACGAGGAUAAUGCGCGGGUGACAGCAAAAUUAGCGCUGGGCGCCCAGCAAAUAACAAUGAGUCAAUACAACAUGACAGUCGUUAGUGAAGAUGAAUAUCGUUCAAAUUCGACAGGAAAACGGAAACAUCCAACUGGUGACAACAGCCCGUCCUUCAAGAAGCCUCGAGAUACAAUCGAGAGUAUCAAAACUAAAUACGAAAAAGAAGGUAGAAAUGAUACAAAAACGCACUGCUGGCUUGCACCAAAGAUAAGAGUUCGCAUAAUCAGUAAAUCGUUCAAAAAAGGGUUUUAUUAUAACAAAAAGGUUGAAAUAGUUGAUGUCGUAAGUAGAAAAAUGUGCACGUGUAGAACAGAUGAAGGGCGAUUAUUAGAAGGCAUUGAACAAAGCGAUUUGGAAACAGUUAUACCGAAAAAGUCGAAUGCUUUGGUGUUUGUUGUCGAAGGAAAGUACAAAGGACAGAUAGGCAAGUUGCUUGAAAGGGACCAUGAAAAAUGCAGGGCGCAUGUGCAGCUGUUGUCUAAUAAGCAUAUUACUAAACUGGUCUAUGAUGCAAUGUCUGAAUACCUUGGGACUCCUGGUGACGAUGAUUUUCUGUAGCUGUGAGUCAAUUCUAUGGGAUUGCUUCUUAAUGAAUUGUAAAUAAUUUCAUCGUAACAAAUGAUAUUUGUUUACUAUACUAAUAUUUGGUAAUAUUGUUUCACAAAUUGUUCAUAUGUAUAAGAAUGCAGUUCACCACUAAAA
Messenger RNA from Rhopilema esculentum, 1566 nucleotides. Its product is annotated as G-patch domain and KOW motifs-containing protein. The record is from RefSeq and is a predicted model, not a curated record. NCBI's taxonomy places the organism in Eukaryota, Metazoa, Cnidaria, Scyphozoa, Rhizostomeae, Rhizostomatidae. Gene Ontology annotation, biological process: mRNA splicing, via spliceosome. Gene Ontology annotation, molecular function: nucleic acid binding. Gene Ontology annotation, cellular component: spliceosomal complex.